Messenger RNA from Pseudoliparis swirei, 2395 nucleotides. It is a transcript of the gene gpnmb, whose product is annotated as glycoprotein (transmembrane) nmb. The coding region runs from base 160 to 2043 and encodes 627 amino acids. The transcript is spliced from 12 exons. Gene Ontology annotation, biological process: cell adhesion. Gene Ontology annotation, molecular function: integrin binding. The record is from RefSeq and is a predicted model, not a curated record. Lineage: Eukaryota; Metazoa; Chordata; Actinopteri; Perciformes; Liparidae.
GGACAAGCAGGCGGGAAGUAUUGAGAGAGCUGGACGAGCAGAGAGAGGGACACGAUCUGUCUGGCGCUGAAGACAUUAUUAAUAGAUAGAUUUUUAAAGUUGGAUAUAGGCUUUUUUCCGCAAUUAUAUUCACAAUAUUUUGCCUGCUGAACAGUGGAAAUGAAAGCAAUGCGAUACGUUUUUCUGCUGGUUUGUGCCUGCUUUAUUUGUCAAGCUGAUGGACGUAAAACAUACGGUGACAUGUUCCCCCACAAGCAUGUAAUGCCAGGGAAGUCACCAUUUCCGGUUCCACCAAUCCCCGGCUGGGAUCCAGACACCAAUCCAUGGGAUGACUACCUCUACCCUCCACUAAACCCAAAGCCGAAAGAACUCACGCACCACAAAGGUAAACCCAAGGUUCGUCUGACCAGCGACAGUCCGGCUCUCAAUGGCUCUAGCAUCUUCUUCACCGCGAAGCUGGAGUACCCUCCAUGCCAGAAGGAAGACGCCAACGGGGACAUUGUUUGGGAUGAGCACUGUCCGGACGGUACGGAGCUCGAGGCCUCAGCCAACGGACAGGUGCGUUCUGGUGACGUGUACAACUGGACCUCCUGGAUGGACGACUACGGCGCUGGAAAGUGUACGGACAUGAAAAGAUGCAACGUGUUCCCCGAUGGGAAGCCCUUCCCUCAGAGCAACGACUGGAGCCGCAAGAACUACGUUUACGUGUGGCACGCAAUGGGCCAGUACUUUGAGACAUGCGACGGUUCCUCCUCCAGUUUGACCAUCAACACCACCAACAUCCCUCUGGGUGCAGAGGUCAUAGAGGUCAUGGUCUACAGGAAACGUGAGCGCAGGAAGUACAGCCCUCUCACCACCGACAACACCAUCUUCUACGUCACAGAUAAGAUCCCAGUUGCAGUUGACAUCUCCCAGAAGGCUGCGGUCAACCAGUCUGAGAAUGUUUUCUUUCGUGGUGAGGACGUGGUUUUCAAAGUCCAGCUCCAUGACCCCAGCGGCUACCUCAAAACCGCAGCCGCCAUUGACUACAUCUGGGACUUCCGAGAUGGCAACCAGCUGGUGACACACUGCGAUGUGACCACACACGCCUACAGCACGCUGGGGAGCAUGAACGUGAAGCUGGUAGUAGAGGCAGCGUUCCCUGUGCCGUGUCCGCCCACCUCUGCCACCCCGACUCAGUGGAGCUCCCCGUCAGCAGCCCCCACAGAGGCUCCCACAGCCACACCUCCUGUUACUCAUGCAGUGACUGUCAAGAUGGAGACAACCCAGGUGCCACCCAGCACCCGCCAGCCCCUUCCCUCCUCCUCAUCCUCUACUACUGCCAUGACAACAGGCCCCCCUCCCACGGAGACCCCCUCCCCUACUGUUGCCAAUGUGACCCCUGGGUCGAACCCCACCACCCUGGCCUCGCUCCGCGCCAGGAACCUCAACGGCAACGACUGCUACCGCUACGCCCUUGGGACCUUCAUGGGAAACAUCACCAUUGUUGAGCCGAAGCACCAACUAACCAGCCAGUCGGACAGUCGCAUUGUGGAGGUGUCGGCUUCCAGAGUGACCGACACUGACAUCAGCUUCCUGGUGAAAUGUCUGGGGAACAUCCCCACUUCAGCCUGUACCAUUGUGUCGGACCACACCUGUACUCAGGUGCGCAGCAUUUUGUGCGAUGACGUGCCGCCAUCGUCAGAGUGUGAAGUGCAUCUCAGGCGAACUUUUCCGGAGCCCGGCACCUACUGCAUCAACAUCACGCUGGAAAACUCCAGGAGCCUGACCAGCACCAGCUCCACGGUCACCAUCAACAAGUCCCAGGAUACACCUGUGUCCGUGACUUCACACACUGCGGCGGUGGUGCUGUCCUCGACCGCUGUGCUGGUGGCUGUCUUUGCAUUCGUUGCCUAUCUGGGCUGCAAGCGUUACAAGGUGUACCGUCCCAUUCAUAGGUCACUAUUGGAGGACGCCAGUGGCCACGCGGUCCGUUUGAAAGAGGCCCUCUUCCCCUCCAGCGAGGAGAGACAUUACCUGCUGACCGAGAGACGCCCUGUGUAGGCGUUUUAAAGCUGAACCAAAGGGUUCUCGUCUCUUGGUUCUGCCUGGUCAUUGGGUGCGGGAGUUGCUCGGAGAUGAACUAGGCUCCAAGUCAUGGAUGUUUUCUGAUCAAAAUAACUGCUUUAUUGCAAAUGUACCAAAUGCUGCUUUACAAUAGUUUAUAUCCUUUUUGAUAUUAAUAAACAGUUUAGAAUGAAGCCUGUGAGUUGUUUCGCCAAUAUAAAAUGUAUACUAGUGACAUUGCAUGUUUUUCCUUAGUUGAAUUAAUUGAUAGAACUUAAUUCUUUUUUCAAACAAAAUUCCACUGACAACUUGACCUGAGGACUCUAAUAAAGGUUGUGAACUAACUGCU